AACCCUAUCUUUGUGUACACAAUAAUUUCAUGUAACACUAUACAUCUUAGGAAUGUUUUUGGAUUAUCUUAUAAUACCUAUUUAUAUGGUAUAUACACUUAUGAAAUAUGUACUAGCGGAUAGAAGAAAAUUGACUUGACAGAGAAACUAAAAUUAUGUACUUAAAACAUAUAUAUUCUAACAAGCAUGAUAACCACUGAUUAAUAAUGGCUGUCCCCGGUAAAAAGACAUCUCAGAAAUUCACAUCUACACUAUUUCAAGGUGGUGCUGAAGAUUUUGACAUUUAUUGUGAAAUAUGUGAUAGAGAUGAUAUCAGGCUUCCUGCCUUUGGUUACUGUGUAGAUUGUGAGGAACACUUAUGUUCAUCUUGUUUCAACACUCACAGACGACCAAAACCACUACGUCAUCACCAACUUUUAGAUAAAGAUCACAUGCCAAAACAACAAAAACUCCAUGGAUCAUCAAAAUCUACUUCCAGUCCACAGAUUGGUGAUUUUACAAAGCCUUGUAGUAAACACACCAAGGAAGUGAUUAAAUUCUACUGUCAUGACCAUAAUGCUCUUAUAUGUAGUGUUUGUGUGACCCUUGAACACACACCAACAUCCUGCCAUGUGGACUACAUACCUGAUAUAUCAGGACAGAUUUUAGACAGCACCGAGUUCAAGGAAACUCUGAAAGAUAUUGAUAAAUUGACAAACAAAUGCUCCCAGAUUACAAGUGACCUGAAACAAAGAGUUGCUAAAUCAACAACUUCUCUUAAAGAUGCUAUAGCAGAAAUUGACAAUUUCAGAAAAGAGAUAAACAAGAGAUUAGAUGAACUAGAAAAGGAGGUUAAAGAUACUGCUACAACAAUCCAACAUGACAACAACAAAAAGUUGAAAACAACAGAAACAACAUGUGAUGACAUCAACAAAUCACUUCAAGCAUCAGCUGAUACUCUGAAACAUCUCAAUUCAAACAAGAAAACUGACCAACUGUUUACUGAACUUAAGAAGGCACAGCAACUGAUUCAAGAUGAUAACAAUCUAGUAUCACAACUACCAACAAUCAAUGAUAUUGAUGAUUAUAUCUUUGAACCAAAUCAAGCUAUCAAGAAAUUCUUUCAAGAUCAGAAAUCAUUAGGAACAUUGAGCAGUAAGAAAAAGAAACAGCCAGCUGAACAAAAGAAUCAAUGUGCAGAAGCAAUGAAGUUGUCUACUCCUAUAAAAAUCAAUGCUAAAUCAUCCUCAGAUAAAAGUAAUUGUAAGAUUUCUGGUAUAGCUGUUUCUCCUCAAAAUCAAAUAUUUGCAGUGGAUUUCAAUAAUCAAUCUAUUAAAAUGAUAGACAUCAAUAGUGGAACAAUCAAACAAGUUAAGCUUAUCUCAGGACCCUCUGAUGUCACCAUGGUCACCACAGAAUCACUUGCUGUUGCAUUACCAUACAGUGAAACAAUACAGUUCAUUUCAUUCUCCCCAUACUCACUCUCACUGAAGAACAAACUGAAGGUAGAUGGAGAGUGUUAUGGUAUCAGUCAUCAUCAGGGAAAACUUGCAGUCACAUUUCUAAAACCUAUUAAACUACAAAUCAUGGACUUGAAAGGUAAUACUGAAAUUACUGUUGAUAAAGAUUCCAAUGGUUGCAAUAUAUUCAGUCAUCCUGGGUAUGUUACAACAAACAGUCAUUCAAUCUAUGUAUCUGACUAUUACAAACCUGCAGUUCUACGAUUUAACUGGCAAGGAGAGAUGAUAGGAUUAGUAGGAAUUAAAGGACUAAUGGGUAUAAACCUGUUAGAUGAUGGGUCACUCUUAGUGAAUAGUAACAAAAGUCAUUGUAUAUAUAGAGUAAGAGGUGAUUUGAAAGACACUAAAACUAUACUGGAGGAUGUAGAUAGUCCUUUUGCUGCAUGUUGGUGCGCUGAAACUAGUACACUUUGUGUUAGUAGAUUGAAGGAGGAUAGUGAUGAUAAAUAUAUCAGAUUGUAUAAAAUGAUGUAAAAGAUAUGAUAUGACAUGUCAUGACACUAAAAAUUGUAUAAGUGCAUCAGAUCAUCAUCAUUCAUUCAACUUAUUCAUCUUAUUAAAGAAAUUAUUGUAACAUUAUGAUAUCACAUAUAACUUAAGUUUUGUAGUUCUAUGGAUGUACAGAUGUUUUAUUUUUUACAAAAUAAAUAAGAUGUUUUAUUGAUAUAUCUGUUGUGAAAUUGUGGAAAAAUAAAAGCAGAAUACAGUAAUGCAUAAUUCGUAAUACAUAAUGCUUGACAAUAAAUUGCUCAAAAUACAUAACACUUAAAAUGUAGAUAUAAUAUAUCAAUUCUGCAACUUUGCAGACAAAACAAUUUUUAUUUUACAUCAUUUAACAGAAAAUGUAAAGGUGAAGAUAAUUGCUUCAUUGAUCAAUUUUUAGAAUUUUAUGUGAUAUAAAAGAUAAUUUUAUUUUUUAUUGGCAUAUUGAUUCACAGUAGUAAAAUAAAGAUUGCUGUAAUAUUAAUAUUGUAAAUGUGUAUACAAAGAAAAAUGUAGCA
Ruditapes philippinarum (Manila clam) is the source of this 2500-nucleotide messenger RNA. Its product is annotated as E3 ubiquitin-protein ligase TRIM71-like. The coding region runs from base 207 to 1973 and encodes 588 amino acids. The transcript has 2 exons. NCBI's taxonomy places the organism in Eukaryota, Metazoa, Mollusca, Bivalvia, Venerida, Veneridae. The record is from RefSeq and is a predicted model, not a curated record. Gene Ontology annotation, molecular function: zinc ion binding.